Molecule: messenger RNA, 2716 nt
Organism: Ictalurus furcatus (blue catfish)
Lineage: Eukaryota; Metazoa; Chordata; Actinopteri; Siluriformes; Ictaluridae
Product: zona pellucida-like domain-containing protein 1
Exons: 11
Coding region: 786-1988 (400 amino acids)
Cellular component (GO): cell surface
Source: RefSeq, a predicted model, not a curated record
UAUCUAAUACCUUAUAACAUGGAUUAUGCAUAAGAUUGUACCUCUUAUCCUUCACAGGGUCGCUGUGAGCCUGGAGCCUAUCCCAGGGUACUUGGGGCACAACACAGGGGACGCCCUGGAUGGGGUGCCAACCCAUUGCAGACCAAAGUAAUGGCAAUUAUAUUUUUAAGACAUUACUGAUACAGCCUGCUGUAUGUCAAAACCUAGUACAACACAGUACUAUAGUUGUUUGAUUAUCAGCCACUCAGGUCCUUGGACUUCACUCAUUCAUUGCCAGUAGCUGCGUUAUCCUGGUCAGGGUUGCGAUAGAGCUGGACCCUGUCCUGGGGAUACUGGAUGUGAGACCUGAAUACACUCUGGAUGUCACAGGGUACCAUGCACACACAUCCACACCUAGCCAAUCCACCUACCAUCAUGUUUUUGGGAGGUGGGAGGGAACCGGAGAACCUAGAGGAAACCCAGGUGGACACAGGAUGGAAAACUGAGCUCAGGAUCAAACCAGGGGCCCUGGAGCUAUGAAGAAGCAACACUACCUAACCUUUUUUGGAGUUCAGUUCUAAAGAAACCAUGAGCCGUACAGAAUACAGCAUUGUUGGGAGGGGUUAUAUGUGAAUAUGAGCUUCCCCUAGACCUAUAUACCCACCUGUUCACAUGUAUUUGGACUUCUGAUACUAUAUAAAAGGUGCAGCUUUGUGCAUAGCUGUCUCAGGACUAAACAAGUUAGGGUAUACUGACUUUUAGGCUAAAAUGUAAAAGCUAAAGUGAACUUACAGGAAGCAGUGAGGAUGCUGUAUUUACUGUGUCUCACAUUAGUGACCCUGGCUCUGCAACCGGCACUCUCCCUCUAUAACUGCUCCUCGCUUUAUGAGAGGGUGCCAAAUAAUGAUGACCUGAAGGUGGACUGUGGAGUCAACGUCAUCAAACUGGAGGUUAACCUGUGCACAGUACAGUGGGCUGGCUUCGACCCCACCAGCCUGGCCCUCAAUGGCAUGCACAAUAAUAGCCAGUGCAAUGGCACUAUAGACACCAGUGUGAACCCUCCAGUCAUCCGGUAUCAACUAGCUGUCAAUGACAGUCAGGGCAACUUGUGCCGACAGUCACUUCAGAUUGUAAACGAGGUUCCCAGCGCCUCUGGACCAUUCAGCCAGUUCUCCACAAUCCAGUCGGUCAUUAUCACCAGCUACAUUGACACCCCAACCUCCUCAGCAGGUGUUGUCAGCUAUUCCACAGACCUCUUCUAUCGCUUCUCCUGCCGUUACCCUCUGGAGUACCUCAUCAAUGACACCAAGAUAGUGGCAUCAUCAGUGUCAGUGGCCACCAGUGAUAACAAUGGAAGCUUUAUUGAUACUCUCAGCAUGAACGUGUACAAUGAUUCAACCUUUUUCUAUCCAUUGGUGGUUCCACCUAGGGGACUACAACUGCGAACCAAGGUCUACGUAGAGGUCAAAGCAGCUAAUCUUUCUGGGAAUUUUAAUCUCCUCCUGGACCACUGCUAUGCAACUCCAUCACCUUACAGCUCCAACAACAGUGAACAAGUGGACUUUUUUACUGUAUGUAACUCUGACACUCGGACUGUGGUCCUGAGCAAUGGGGUCUCCAAAAACAGCAGGUUCUCCUUUGAGGCAUUUCGUUUUGUGGAGCAUCGCAACCUAGACAAGUCCUCUGUCUUCAUUCACUGCAUACUGAGACUCUGUGAGCCAGACAAAUGCCUGAACAUUAUCAACAGUUGCACAAGCAACCUUGGUAGAAGAAAGAGAGCUGUGGAGGUGCAGACUGGACAACCGACCACAGCCACUAUGUCAAUGGGGCCACUUUAUACAGCCGCCCAAACUGCUGACCCAACUGCUUCUGCUUAUGCAGGAGGCACCGGACUGUCCAAUAAAAUCCAGGAUAACAUGGCUGGGGUGGUGGUAGGGGCGAUAUUUGCCUCUGCUGGUGCACUGCUUCUCAUUCUGGCUGGAUGGUUUGUGCUGAAGAAGGUUUGGUAGGAUGAUGACCUACCUUGUGUUUUCAAAAAUAGGAGCCAGCAGCCGAGCAUCUGCUCUGAGCUUGAGCAGCAAAAUUUGAUCCACCUGAUAAGACAGCUCAGUAUAACAUAGCACCUUAAUGAAGCAUAGAAGGUUCUUGGGUUCACAUGAUUAAAUCAAAUAUAUUUAUAAAUGCAUGACGGAACUGCAAGAUCAUUAACAAUAUUUGAAUUUUGUUCUUUAGAUUAUAAAAAAGGUACUUUCAAAUCAUCCCAAUGUAUACACAGUACAGAUGCACCGAUACUAAAUUUCUCAGCUGAUACCAAUAACCGAUUAUUCAGAGUUAUAUUGGCCGAUACCGAUACCGAUACCAAUAGUUCUGCCUUUUAUGCCUUCUUUUAAAUAAUAAUUCCACAGUAAUAAUUCCACAAUAAUAAUGAAUUCCACAGUUCUAAAGGAAGUGCAAAUGAAAAAUUUAUUCUCUCCAUUUGAACAAGUUGUUUCACAGUAACUGGUCUCAUAAACAGAAAACACAUUACUCAAAUUAACAUUAACACAUGAACUAAAUUCUGAAGAUUAUAGUAAGAUUUCUUAACUUAUUGAAUGUUAUUAAUUCUUAUUAACAUUGACUGAAUUCUAAAAAAAACUCCUGUUAGUCUCACAUUCACUCACCACAAACAAAAGCAUUUCUACUUCAUCAUUGAACAACAAAUAUAUAAUAUAAACUUUUUUUAUAUUUACAUAUUAAC